Molecule: messenger RNA, 8933 nt
Organism: Dendrobium catenatum
Lineage: Eukaryota; Viridiplantae; Streptophyta; Magnoliopsida; Asparagales; Orchidaceae
Product: zinc finger CCCH domain-containing protein 55-like
Exons: 5
Coding region: 5962-8583 (873 amino acids)
Molecular function (GO): metal ion binding
Source: RefSeq, a predicted model, not a curated record
UCAAUCUUCAAGUAGAUUGACUAUUAUAGAAGGGUUUUUUGCGAGAGUGUCUCUCUAUAUGUUUCUCUAGCUUUUUUAACCCCAAAGAAAAAUGGCUUUUGAUGUAUUUGGGUUAACAUUUAUGCAGUCAAUUAGAUCAUUAUAAAUACGUAUUUGCUAUACAUAUACUAAAUGACACGUUUUACUUGUUAUCUAAAUUACUAUAAAUUUCAAAUACUGAUUUGCAUCAUAAGUACCAUGUUAUCUGGAUUUAUCUCAGAGAUAUAUGAAAGACAAGAUUCAAAGCACCUAAUUGGCUUUAUAAAUGGUUAGUCAAGCUUUUUAGAAUGUUUAUGUGCCAAAUAUUUUCAUAUGAUUCGUGAAAGUUUUGCUUAGACCAUUCAUUGACUAGUUUCUCCUAGUUUCUCGUGUAAUUUGAUGAUAUAUUGAUUUAUAGCUGGACUAAAAGUAAGUAUAUUGGCUCAUAUUAUCAAGUAUUGUUUCAGUUAUGAUGUGAAAAGUUAUACAUCAACAUUGAAAAUGGCUUAGAACCCUUAGAAUCACCAUACAAUCUUUGUAAUUGGAUUUUUGUUUCCUUUGAAGUAAGAAAAAAUUUAUUUAUUAUUCGGUGAAUCUAUUUUUGUAAGUAAGAAAGUCAUCUUCUAGUUUCUUAAGGUAUAUAUUCAUUAUAGUAAGAUUAUAAGCUAUUGUUUAAUAAAGUAUAGCUUGUAUCAUUGCAUUUCUACCUCCUGUUUUUCUACAACCAUUAUUAAUCCUCUCAUAGCCUAUUCUACUAGAGCCUUUAUGCAUAUUCGGAUCACCUCCAAUGAAUAUCAUUUUCCUAGCAGAUGUACUUUAUAGUACUUCAUCCUUCUCUUUCGAAAAUUUAUUUUUUUAAUUAUAUUCUAAUCCAACUUGAGAAGCAUAGGAAUCGAGCGCAGAUAUAAAUUUUUGUAUCGAUUAUUAUUUUACUAGCAAUUAUCAUACAACUAACCCUUUUAAUCACAAUAAUUUUAUCUUUUAAACUUUUCAUCCACUAUUAGCACAACCCACAACCCAGUCCCAAUUGUUAACUUUUCCAACAUAUAAUAACUUAUAACCUUGCCAAAUAUCGUUAGAUUUUUCUCCUUAAUUUUUACCACAAUCAAGUCAAUUGAUGGUGUGUCACAUUGGAGUGGUGUCCUAGGGUUGGUGUCCUAGCUCAUCCUUAUGUUCAUGUGCAAUAGUUUUAAGUUUGUAUAGCACUUAAGGUAAUGUUCGAGCCCAUCCUUAUCUACUUCUCAUCUUAAUCAGGUAGGUCAUAGUAAGGCACGUUCAAGGAAUGCCUAACUAGAAAAAUUCAAAUCUUGAUUCAUAUAUUUAUUUUAUGCUUGAGUUUUACAAUUAGUUGACAGUCUUUUGUCAUUUGGACUAGGGAUCAUUAAUGACGAUGGUAAUAAAAAAACUACAAAAAAAAUAAUGAUAGUAGUAAUGAAUGGAUUGUGUGAUGGAUGGUUACACCAAGGGACCUAGUAGUCAAUAGAAUAGUAGAGGCAAUUCAGGUGCCUCAAAAAUCUGUAGCCUAAUCUCCUCUAAAAAUCCAGUGAUGUCUAUAGAUGGAGGGCAAGUUGACUUCAACAAAGAGUGAAUCAAAUUGAAAACUCCAGCCAAGCAUGGGGUGGCGAGCUCAGAUGAGAAGCAUAAACCUGAGCAGAAAUUGAAACGUGAAAAUUCACAUUAAGGUUUACUUGUUGGAACUCGACACUUCAUAACCACUAAACUGUUGUAUUGUUGUGCUUUUGCCUCUUAUUUAUUUUAAUUAUAUUAAGCAUAAAAGAAUUUUUUAAUUCUAAUGUAGCUAUAUUAAAAUCUAUGAUGUUUUCUUUUAAAUUUCUUAAUUUUUUUGACUUAUUAAUAAUCUUUACCCCAAAUAUAAGUGUAUUAUGAUAAUUAUUUUAUGGUAUGAAAAUAAAUAAAAGUUUUUUAUUUUAUUUUUUAAUUGCAGUACAUUUGGUAUUAUGUCUUUGCUACACACAAGUGAAGCAGUUUAUGAUUCUCCACUGUCAUCUUUGUAUAAUAUACUAAAGUAUUAUUAGGUUAAAAAUCAUCUUAUUAUUUAAAGCACUAAGCAAUGGAUAAUGCAAUAUUUGAGUAAUUUAAAAUAAAUAAGGGAUAUCAUGCCAUGAUCCAAAGGAGCAAAAAAACUUUUGUUUGAGAACUUAUAUGAUAGAAAAUGUCUUUCGCUCAUCGUCAAGCAUUAUGUGUGCAUUGAUUGCUAUCAACUGUUUUCUUUCAUUUUGUCACGAUCCGACCCGAUAAGUUCAAAUUAACGAGGCAGGGUACUAUAAAAGAAUAAUUUUAUUAGGAAUUAUUUAAUAAAUGCUAAUAUACUCAUUUAUUUAUAUGUACUCCUAUACAUGAAAGAGAUAAAAAAUAAACUUCAGAAUUUUAUCAAAACAAUUUUGAUGUUUUUGGGAUGUGCAAAAAAUGAGUUAUAUUUUUUUAGGAUUAAAUUUUCAUAUCGUCUUGUUGAAAUUUUGGAUAUUGUAUUUACAUACUUUUUUAUGUGCCAGAUGGAUUAGAAAAUAUAUAAUUUAUACUCCUACAUGAGCUGUCUUGUUUUGAUAUCGUGUUGUGAUGAGGACAUCAGUAGGAGAUUUUGGCGCGUUUAUCAGAGGAGGCAUCGUAGAUCGAUGGCCACGAUUGGGAGCCUUUAUUUUUGAAGCAUUUUAUGUAUUGUUUAUUUUAUAUUUUAGUUUUUCCUAUUUUACCCCUAUGGGUCGUUAGUCAUUUUCUUGAUGUUGUAGUCCUGAGGGCACUUUAGUCAUUUUCUUUUUGUCAUGUUGAGGCAUAUAUAUAAGGGCCCCCUCUAUUGUAUUUUGAGGAUGAUUUUGAUGAAUGAAAUUCUAGCUUUUGUCUUCUUCAAUGUUGUGAGCUUUGAGAGAAGAAAGAGAACCCUAGGUGAGAGUGAUUGCAAUACCUGUCAGUCUUCGGAAGAGUCUAAGGCUCGAGACUUAUCUCUACAUUCCUUCCCUGCUUCCACCACCAACCACCCUUCAUAGCCCAACCAAAUCGCCGACCUUGCCUUCUUGAUAAAUCUAAUUUAGGAAAUCCCCAUAAUUAUCUCAAAUAUGAAAUUAAAUCUUAGAUUUGAUUUCAAUCACCAAUUAAAGUAAAGGGCUCACAUACAUUGAACCUAGACACUUUCUCUCCCUUCUCAUAUGGCCGGCCCCUCUGGCUCUUCUCUCUCCAAUUUAAUCCUUAACCCCUAAUUAAAUCCCCCAUAAAUCCUUCCUAAGCCGUCGCCCCCUCUAGCCCUAUUUUGGGAUAAUUUUGAGUUUUAAAUUAUUCCCUUCCCUCUCUUUGGAAAUUUGAAAUUAAAUUCCAGAUUUUCUAAAUUAUUUACUUCCACCUCCCUAGCCCAAAGUCCAAGAAUCCUCCACCUAGAAUCCUAGGCGUCCCCCUCCCCCUCUCUACCCAAACCCUCCAAACCGCCAGCUCCACCCCUCCCUUCCUCCUUUACAAGUCGCCGGUCCUCAAGGAUCCCCAAGAGAGGAAUCUCCUUUAUCCAUGGAUGGCCGAUCCUAAAGUAGACCACGGCUUCGCAUACAAUUCUCAAGGGCAGAUAGAUAUUCUUCAGUCGUUGUUCUUCGACCCCGACUGGGAGAUAGAAGACACCGUCGACAAUUACGUAGACCGUAUACUAUUCCACUUAGUUGAGACUAUCGACGAACAGCGUCCCUCCGAACAGUUGCAAAUCGUCGGGCAUUCACCUGCGUCUCCUCCGUUUACCUUCCCGUGGAUCAAGACCGUUGGUGUUCUAUCUCUUUUGGUUGCAUCAUUUGGAUUGCUGAAAUUCUCUUUCCGCUAAAACCUUUCAUAGAGCGUGAGUGAGAGGAAAGUCAAGGUGAAUGUUCUAAAUAUUAACAUGUGGAUUCUUAUUACGACAUAGUUAGUUUUACUGUACUUUUCUGAUAUUAUUUUAGUUGUUUUGUUUUUCUAGCUUGUAAUUGCAUGCGACAUCAACUUUCAACUGAAAAUUCUUAAAGUUAAUUCUUGUGAUACAUUAUCCUUACGGCAAGCUUUACAAUAUUUUAUCAAUUCCUGUUUGUAUCACAUCAUGUUGUCCUCGAGAUGAUAAGCCACGUAUGUUUUUGUUUUCAUUAGGAGCAAUGAAUUGCUCAUUUACAUUUUUAUCUAAUUCAGAUGUGAAUGUGUUGGUUGUUGCAGUCAUCAGAUUCUUUGUUGGGCGGUGAAUUGUCUUGAGCUUUGAGCAACUAGAUUUUGAUGAGGCUUUUGGGUUUAGGGUGUUUAUUGUCUUAUGUUGUUGGGGCUUAAUUUAAAUAUGUGCUCGCUUGGCUGGUUAAACCUUCAUUUGGUAAUGCGCUUGGCUGGCAGCGGAGUGAUUUUUAUACCGUAAAUUUGAACCAAGCCCUGUAGACAGAAAUUUGUUUGACUCAUACAACAGCCAAAUUGUUUCCAAAAAAAUCCACAAUUAAGUUCCUUUAUGGAAGAUCUUUUCUCUUGUUAUAGCCACCAUUUUUUUAUCGGACCUUUACCUAUAAUUGAAGGCUUAUCUUACCAUACGUGUGUUAUCAUUUACAUAAAUAUCCUUAAGAUGAGCGACAUCCUGAAGCUAUACAAAAGUAUUUUUGGUGACCUGUGUUUUUGUCUUUAUUGAGCGACAACCUUAAGAUCGUUUCUCUUGUUGUAGCCACCAUAUUUUCUUCCUCUUUCUGACCAUUGGUUACAAUUUAUGUUAUCCACAUGGUACUGUUUUGCAUAACAAACUCAUUUUUAACAUUUGAUUUAAUAUAAUCUCCCCCUGUUCAUUUCUGGUGAAGAGCCAUAACCAUGCACUCAAGAUCACCAUUGUGUAUCUUAAGUCAACUAGUCAUGCAUGCUCCAAUAUCCGGUUUUUCCUGAUACUGGUUUUAGUCACUUUAUAAUAAAAUUUAAGCACUGAAACCAAUGUUUUCAUGUUGAAAUAUUGGAAUCUUUGUUAUUUGAUCAUAUUAUGGCAGCAGAUCUCAUAUUAAUUCAGUUUUUCCUAAACAUUUAAAGGAAAGAUUUUUAUUGUACUGUUCUGCUUUCCCUUCCUGGUAUGCACUGUACCAAAUCCAUACUGAUAUUACAUAUUGAACGGAUUGCUCUGAGAAAAUGAAAUUCUGCACCAUUCUUAAAUAAUAAAAUGAUUGACCGUGCUUUGUAUACACUAAUGAAAGUGGGUUUUAGAGUACAAGUUAUUUGCAUGAAUUUGAUCCUUGAAGUUCCUUCUUUCAUUGCCAUAUGAUGAUCAUGAUGUCCUCAUCAGAAAUCCUGUUUUUGCUGUUGAUAGUUUAGCAUGUUCGUAUACAGCAAAAAUCUACCUUCAAACACCUCAUAUGGCAUGGGAAUAAUUAGCAUUACUUUUUUUUUUAAUUUACAUAGUUUCUAGUCCGCCAAACAUCACUAUUGUUUUUUAUUGGUAUCAUCAGCAACGAAAGUUCUUUUAUUACUGUUUCUCGUGCUAAAUGAACUGUUAUUGUCUGUAAAGCCACAUGGCCCGUAUGCCAUUGCAUUUUGACAGGCCUUGAAAUUUUCUAAUUCAUCUUGUUAAACGCUUCUGUUUACAAUGUUGUUCAGCCAUACAAGCUUGUAUUGCAGACGAUUGAGAGCUGAUUCAAUUGAAUAACAGCAUCCUGCUGACGGCAUGCUAUGGUUCUUGAUUAUAUGUUUCAGUGAGGAAGUAGAUAGAUUUUUACUUGUUUAAAGACAUAUCAAUAGUUUGUUGUCUGAUGUCUUUCCCUCUACAGAUACUGCUUUCUUUGGCAUGUGGUAGUUCAUAUAUUUGUUGGGUUCCUUUCAUGCCAUGAAAACCAUUAUCAGUUGUAAUUUCGUUGGUUCUUCUCUGAUACUCCUAGAGAGCACUGUUCCUCUCUUUGAGCAUUUUGUUGGUUUAAUAUAGAAAAGUGCAAUAAUAGAACCAUUACCGAGGGAAGUAGACAGUUUAAACUUUUUCUAAUGGAUGAAAAGAUGAAGAGAAGGAUUCCAAAAUGGGACGUGGCAGCAGAACUUCAUGUGGAUACUGUUGGGCAUGAAAGUGCUCUGCUGGAAAAAGUUGAUGAUCCUUGCAUGAAUCUGACAGUAGUGGAUUCCAUGAAUCCUAUCAUAUCUAUGAAUUUAGACGGCUCUGACGUAAAUCAAUCUGCCACUCAGACUGGAGAGGAAGGGAACAACAAUAUUAUACAUUCUGAUGAUAUCUGUGAAAAGACCCAAAUUUCGGGGCAGUUUGAUCUGGAAGAUGAUUGCAAAUAUGGUUUAAAGAAGCAAGAUUGGGAGCCUGCCUCUCAAGACAGAAACAUAGCCGAGCACACUGAGAAUCAGGACAAAUCACAUAAGGCAGUGUAUGAUAUGCCCCUUGAUCCUGAAGAAAGGCAUCAAAGUACUCGCAAUAUGUCCCCAGUUGAUGACCGAAGAAGGCUGCACAGGAAAAGGAGCAGGAGCAGGAGCCUUUCCCGUGACUCAAGGAGCAGGAGCUGGAGUGCGAACCGGGGAAAGAGCCCUUCCUAUGUCUCCAAGCAGGGUUCUGAAAGAUGGACAGAUAAAGGCAGAAUGAGAGGAAUGAACGAAGCAUGUAGAGCUUUUGCAGCUGGCAAUUGUAGAAGGGGCAACGAAUGCAGAUACCUUCAUGAAGAUGGUUGCUUGAGGCAGAUUGACAGGCACCAUGAUACUGGAUUAACUGAUGGAAGGGGAAUUAGACUUGAAAGAGAAAGACAGCUGGUAUAUGGAAGUAAUGAGACUCUUACUGAUACCGAGGAGCGAAACAAAUAUUCUCGAGAUAAACUUUCUGGGAUGCAUGAGGAACACCACGAAGAUGGAUCGGCCGCUAACAUCCAACACCCCAGUUACCGUUCUAAUGAGAGAUGCUUUGAUUUUAUAAGAGGUAGAUGUUUCAGAGGGGAAGCCUGCAGAUAUAUUCAUGAUGAUGCCUCGUCUGAUGGUGGAUGGAGUGUGAAAGAUGAAUUCAGUGGAAGGGUCCAUGAUAGAAGGGGUGAAAGUGCAUCUUUUACUCGUAGGAUACACCAUCAAAGGCUUAGUGAUAUACCCUGCAAGUACUUCUUACAAGGUCAUUGCAUUCAUGGUGAAGGCUGCAAGUUCCUCCACCAGCCUGGGCCACUCAAUAUUCCUUUAGACAGGUCGCUUGAUGGUAGCCAGCAUAGUUUUGUGAGUGCUGGCCCAGCUGGUAAUAGUACAUCAACAAAUGCUUCAGAACAGCAACAUCAAACUGCUCGAUUCAGUUCCACCAAUCCUCAUCGCGAGAAUUUGCGGGGAGUCGGUGAUACUCAGCCCAUUGAUAAGCAAAAAUUUUCAAAGAGAUCCCUAUCUCAGGAUGGUCAUAAAAGACCCCACUCGUCUGAGCAGCAGGCUACUACAUCAGAAGUUUGUGAGGAGCUUUCUGUCAAUAACCCCCUUCCUACAACUUUAAUAGCUUGCCAAAAUGCUGAUAGUAGGGGACAAAACCAAUCUGCUCCUAAGAUUUUGCAUGCGCAAAACCACUUUGCCCCUCCGAUUCCUUCGAAAGGCCAAAUGCUACAAGUUAUGCACUCCCAUUAUCAAAAUGGGAAAAAUCAAUUUGCAGCUCUUGAAAAGCCUCCAGACGCUCAUUCCUUCAACGCCAACAUCCAGAAUCGCUCUGCUAAUCCUUCUUCUCAUCAACUAAAUCCACAGAACCUAGAUUCUAGAGCCCAAGUUCAGAAAAAUAUUUCUAUUCUCUCAAAUAGUGGCAGCAAUUUUAAUCACAAUGGGCAAAUCCAGCAGAAUGGACCACUAAUUCUUGUCUCUCACAGCGGACUCGGCCAACAGGAAAUUGCAGGGGAUUCUCAGAAUGUUCUUCCUCAAAACGUGCAAAACCAGGUGCAGAAUAUCCCUGCAUAUAUUUCAAAUGGGCAGAAUAACCUCAUUGUGGUUCCUCAACCUUCUUUAAACCCACAGAUCCUCAACUCAGAUGAUAAGAAUUGUCAAUUAACAAUGAAGAAACAGCUUCCUCAUGAUACCGAUUCAUCAGAGGUGAAACCCUCUCAGUUCAAUUCUGAUAAUUCAAUUACUCAAAAGGUUGUAACCAUCGAGCAGGCUGCCAAAAUAACAGACCUUUCAGCGUCCUUAGCACAGUUCUUUGGCUCUGCUGCACAAAAUUCACAAUCCUCUGCUGCAAUAACGCCUCAGCCAUUCCUGAACCCUAACUCCCUUGCUUCUUUUGCGACCCCCAUAGCUCCACCACUCCCAACUGAAGUUGAUACUAAACAGAUUGACGAUAAAACAGAAGCUCACGGAACUAAUGGCGAAGCAGAAAAUGGGAAGGACGUGGAUACCAAAAAAAUCAAAGAAGCAAAAGAAAUCAGGUUGUUUAAAUGCGCCCUCGUUGAGUUUGUGAAGGACGCACUGAAGCCUAAAUGGAAAGAAGGUCAGCUUAGCAAAGAAGCUUAUAAAACUAUUGUAAAGAAGGUAGUUGAGAAAGUGUGUGGUUCCUUGCAGGGACCAAAUGUCCCUCAGACGCAAGAAAAAAUUGAUCUUUAUCUUUUAAAUUGUAAAGCCAAGCUUACCAAGCUUGUACAGGCUUACGUGGAAAAGUUUGUCAAUAGCUGAGGCAGCAAGAUAGGAUAAAAUGGCUUUGAAAUAUUGGCUUGGCCCUUUAAGAAAGCUCUCGAUCUUGCGAUGCGCGCAUGGCGAAGGUGAUCUAUGUAGUUCUGUACAAAUAUUUGGGGCCUGGUUUUUGUUAAUAACAACUAUUUCAUAUUUGGUAAGAUGAAGUAGCUUUGCUUAUUCUUAAAAUAUUUGCUAACGAAUUAUCUGCAAUUUCAGUGAUCUUUGAAGUUUCUCUGCUAAGGAAAAAAAAUGGCUGUAUAUCUGUGUUAGUUUUAGUGCAUGGCAGCAUUGUAAUUUAUGGCAAGUGUGUUUGUUAAAUUACGAUUUGCAUGAGGCUUGCAAACUGGUCA